Messenger RNA from Siniperca chuatsi (mandarin fish), 3631 nucleotides. It is a transcript of the gene ccr8.2, whose product is annotated as cabz01093075.1. Gene Ontology annotation, cellular component: membrane. Bases 231 to 1397 code for a protein of 388 amino acids. Gene Ontology annotation, biological process: immune response; G protein-coupled receptor signaling pathway; chemotaxis. Gene Ontology annotation, molecular function: chemokine receptor activity. Lineage: Eukaryota; Metazoa; Chordata; Actinopteri; Centrarchiformes; Sinipercidae. The transcript has 3 exons. The record is from RefSeq and is a predicted model, not a curated record.
GACUCUAGGCCAAGCUGUUCGGAUUGGUCCAGAUAUGCUAUGUGCCCAGUUUGAUGCUGAAUCCGAUUGGUCAAAAUUUUUAGGAGUAGUGGAAAAAAACAGACUGGGACAAAAUCCUAAAAGGUGCAAAUAGGCGUGGUUUAUAUGGAUAGAUUCGUCUAGACCAGGAAUUUUGUUUCUGAGACUUCAAAAGUUCAAAAGUUAAAGGCCAGAACGUAAGGCAGCGGACCAUGGCCGCAACCAUCUCUGCCUUCGUUGCUCUCAGUGGCUUAAGUGAGAAUACAUCUGUAGAAGACUUAUCAGGCUCUGCUACAUCGUUCUUCACAGAUGACAUCACUGUAAACGCCACAGAUUACUACGAUUACUCUUACAACCUUGUCGAGGACUUUGGGAGGUGUGUGUAUGAGCGUCAUGGGGCCAGUUUUCUUCCAGUCCUCUACUCCAUUUUCUUCCUCCUAGGCCUUCUGGGUAACUCUCUGGUCCUCUGGGUCAUUUCUUGUGGGGUGCGAGUCCGCAGCAUGACCGAUGUGUGCCUCCUAAACUUGGCUGUUGCUGACCUUCUCUUGGUGUGUUCCCUUCCAUUCCUAGCCCACCAAGCCCGGGACCAGUGGCUUUUUGGGGAUGCUAUGUGCAAAGUGGUUCUGGGUGUUUAUCAUAUUUCUUUUUACUGUGGGAUCUUCUUCAUCAGUCUAAUGAGCAUCGACCGCUACUUGGCUAUAGUACAUGCUGUUUACGCUGUGAGAGCACGGACAAGGUCUUUUGGAAUGAUCGCAGCUGCUGUUACGUGGGUUGCUGGAUUUCUGGCUUCUUUCCCUGACCUCAUCUUUCUCCAACAGCAAUCUAAUAAUAGUAAUAAUCAGUACUGCUUCCCUGCAUAUCCCACAGCUGCUUCAGGUGAUGCUUAUUCAUACCACUUCUGGACAAUCUUCAGUCUUUUUAAAAUGAACAUUUUGGGUCUAUUUAUCCCGGUUGUCCUCAUGGGUUUCUGCUACUCACAGAUUGUCUGGAGGCUACUGUACAGCCGCUCAUCCAAGAAACAAGCCAUCCGUUUGGUUCUCAUAGUGGUAGCUGUUUUCUUCUGCUGCUGGGUCCCCUAUAACAUUGCAUCGUUCUUCAAAGCACUGGAGCUACUGCACAUCUAUGCAGAAUGCAAAAGCAGCAAAGACAUCAGAUUGGCUUUACAAGUCACUGAGGCCAUUGCCUACUCUCACAGCUGCCUCAACCCCAUCUUGUAUGUGUUUGUUGGGGAGAAGUUCAGGAGACACCUGCUGAGGCUGAUAAACAGGACUCCCUGCAAACUGUGCCAGAUGAUCAAGGUCUUCAUGCCUCAGGACAGAUCAACCGGGUCAGCCUACUCACAGACCACCAGCCUGGACGAGAGGAGCACUGCUGUGUAAAGUGGAGGUAUGGGGGCGGUGUUAUUUUGGUUAUGUGGGUUCCUGUUAUUUGUAUCUGUGUGGUUGUCUCCAUGAUGAGGCAUUUUCUUGUGAAGUCAAAAAGAGGCAGUUCUGGGUAAUGCUCACUUCUUAUAGGCUAUUUUAGGACUUCAGCACAUGUGACUAUGUAUCAGUUUGAGACAUGAGCCUGAAUUUAAGGUCUCUUGAUGUUGUAAUAGUGUUACCCUACAUUUAUAUAUUUUUUAAAUACUUUUAUAAGUUCUAUAGACUCUAUAAGAAUGUAUAAUGGAAUUGUACUGUAAAUAUGGUUUUGGAUACUUUCUAUUUUUUUUGUGAAUUGAGAAUGAAAGAGAGAUUUUGUUUUCCCUUUUUAUCACAUACUGAAGCUGGGUGAAAAAACUGUGUCGACCAUAACAGCUAUCAACAUCAGCAUUCGAAGCCUCAGCAACCCCCUUUAGUCAUCAGCCGCCAAAUGAAACAACAGUCAUGCUGCAACAAGCCAGAGCCUGACUUAGAUACUGACCAUUUCCUUGCAUUCAAUUAAGGUAAACACCAUUAUGAAAAGUGAAACACAUAUUAGCUUUUAUCUGCACAUGAUAAACGCUAAUCAUGCUAAUCCGCUGUCACAACUGCAUCAGUUUUGUGUGUAUCAAACUGCUGCACAGCAAAAGGUUCCCGGUGCAGUUGGCAACCUUAGUAUUGCAAGUUUUACAGCGUCUGUAGCAGCAGAUUUGCGCUUAACAUAGAGAAAACCACAACCUGGAAGGGGAAGUGGAGGUUGUCAGUUUAACCUUUGCAGUUUCUGUGCACAAGUGAGCACUGUCAACAUUUGAAAAUAAAACAUUUCUACUGAUAUUAAUCAGCAUGUCACCAAAACAGGUCUUUCUUUUUUUUUUUUUUACUUCUUAUACAUUUUGAAUAGACUAUAAGAAGAAAUUCCCUUAUUAAAUCAAUAUACUCUAUAUUCUGUCAUCCACACUAACCAACCAUACCAUUCAAUCAGUGAACAGUUAAAGUUAUUCAUUAGACCCUUUACCCAUGGAAGACAUUUUGAAUAUAUAUCACGAUCAUGAAAUUAAAACUAUUUUUUUGGUAGUAUUCAACAAUCACAUCUCCCAUCUGCCAAAGACACAUGGGAACUCUAGUUGUUGAAGUACAUUUCACUUAGAUUUUUUAUAUAGUCAAUUUAAUAUUGCACUUUCAGAAAGUUGGAUGACUCGAGAAAGACAGAUUUGAAAAAGAACUGUCAAAAUUGAAACAGCAGAGGCUGAGACAUCCUGACAUCUAGUCCCUAUAGCGGAUCAAGGUCCAUAAACACCAAAUCCUACACUUCCCAUAAUGCAACUAGAUAGUGUCUUUCAUUAAACCCUCCCUGCCUGGUAAAUGCACAUAUUUCUUUAAACUCCAUGUUUGCAGUGCAGGCUUUCUCUUAUAAAUGUGUAGUCUCAAAGCCCAAGCUGAGAUACUCUGAUGACGUCGCUGUGACUCAUCAGGAUGUUCUCAGACAGCUUAGCUCUUUCAGAAGGCUCCUGUUUUUUUUAAUUUUACGUCAUUGUUUUAUAAUAUUUUUAUGUUAUGUUCUCCAUAUGUAUUUGUAUAAUUUUAAAUAUUUGAUUUGUAUGUGCUGAUAUUGUUUACCUGAAUGUUAUAAAUAUAUAUUAUCUAUAUAUUAUAUAUAUUAUUGUUUUGUUAAAAAAAAAAAGCUCCUUCAGAGGGGCAGCUGGUAUGAUACUCCUCUCUCCCUCAUUUCCUGCUGUCGCUACCAAAUAAAGGCAAAAUGCCAACACAAAAUAUUGUUUAAAAAAAACAAUGUCAAAGUCUUACUCUGAAGGGGUACAGAGCCACAGAAGACAUGCAACUGUUUUCACAGACUGAAGAGUACUAGCCUUGACUAGUAAACCGACUUUGGCAUGUAAAAUCAGUGGAGUGCCCCUUUGACAGAGCAUGUUCUCACAACUGAACAGUAUGCACGUUUAAAAGGUGGCCCCUAAAUGCCAGUGCAGUCAGUAAAGUGACCCAUGUUUUCUACCCUGAGCCAGUUUCAACAUUUUCAUUUGCUGAAUCGCAUAAUUCAGUAAUUUGUUUCUAUUCUUAGGAAAAGUAUCACAUUGUCAGCACUGUUGAUGAUUGAUCAUAAAUGCGUUCCAACACAAGCAGCUGAUGUUGUGUUAAAUAUUUCUGUAUAUUAAGCUAUUGCCUUUUCCAAUAAACUUUUAUUAUGAAAAUACCCCAAA